CGUAGAGAUGAGAGAGUUUCGUACUGGGCAGUCGCACAGAAUGAGAACCAGAUCCAUCGAGAAUAGGGCUCGCUCUUCCAAAUCGCCUCUUCAUGGUGAUUAUAGUGAAGAAAAUGAACAUGAAGAUGAUAUUGAGACGUAUAUAGAUCGCAUGGGGAGAGUACCCUGCAUAAGUUGUGAUAAGGGGGGUAAGAUGCUGGUUUGUAGUGUUAGUGACUGCCCUGUAGCAAUUCAUCAGAAGUGCUUACCGUCCAAACCUAGAUUUAAUGAUAAGGGAAAUUUCCUCUGCCCCUAUUGUUUGUACAAACAUGAAGUGACCAGGGCCCUGGAUUUGAGAAAGAAGCUUAUAUUGACAAAGAAAGCUUUGUCCGAUUUUGAAGGUGUUAAUAGUGAUCAGCAGAAGCCAAAUGAUGAGGGUAAUGGGAUGGAUGUUGAUGAAAUUUCUGUUGAAGCUGGCGCAGGCCCGGAGAUUGGGAGGGAUGAUGUGAUAUUAGCUAGCAAUGAUCAAGAUAGGAAUGUGGUUGAGCAUCAGUCUGACACACUAGCUCCUGUUGGUGGUCACAGGGAGAAAGUCAAUAGCAUUGACCCACCAAAGGAUUCUCGAAGAAAAGAAACACCAAAUGAGGUAAAGACAUUAGAAAGCCCUGAAUUUGUAAAUGUUGUUCAUGGAAAUAGGAGAGAAGAAGAGGCUUUGCAACGCAAUGAUGAUAGUCACUGUGUUAAUGAAGAGAAAGCUGUCUGCGUUCCACUCAGUGCAUCAACUGAAGGAACAUUUAUGUCCGAAAAAUGCAAAGGGAACCAAGGCAGAAUGGAAGAAGAAGAAGAAGAACAUGCACAUCCAGAAGUGGCAGGAACUGAGGCACCUGCACAUGACAGUGAGUUGUCUGAAGCAUCCAAUUCAGAUACUGUGGCACCUUUGGUACGUAGGACACGUGCCAAACCAAUGAAGACAGGGUUUAAGGUUGAUUUAUCAAAAAAAUCAUCUUCUCAGCCACAAAGGACUUCAGAGAAAGAUGCUGGGAACCAAAAGAAUAAAGAAAUUUCUCCCAAAAGGACAGGGAAAGCCUCAGAACCUUCUAAACCAGUGGAUUUGGUGACAUUUUGGAUUCAAAAGCCCAAGAAAUUAUUCUGGACAGCUGAAGAGGAAAACAUGCUAAAGGAAGGUGUGCUGAAGUAUUCAACCUUAGUGAACAAAAAUCUCCCUUGGAGGAAAAUUUUGGUAUUUGGUGGUCAUGUUUUUCAUUCAACUCGUACACAGUCUGAUCUCAAAGACAAAUGGAAAAAUAUAAUGAAGGAGAAGGCAAGAACAGGUCAAUGUCAUGAAUGAAGCCGAGGUAGCCCUAUAACCUUGAAGUAAAAGAAUGCAAACGUGGUGCUCGCUCCCCCUAGGCAGUGAUACCUGCCUUAUUUUGCCGCUUAUAUAACAACUAUUCCAGUGUGGCAGAUACGGAUUUUUGAUGGAUGAUGGAACGUGGGUUGGCAAAUGUACAGUGAAUUCCAAAUAAGGUGAAGAAGUGACCUCUAACAGGGAUCUUUGUAAUACCAAAUAUGAAACUGAGCAUAUUGUUGGAUGCCAAGUGUUUUGUUUUUUGGGAUGGCAACUGGGAUCCAUUUGAUGUCUGUGCGUAAGCUUGAGCUUUAGUUGAAAGCUGAUUUGCCAAACUUUGUACAUACAUGUCUGUUCUGUAUAUUGAUAUGUGGCUUUUGUACUGUUGGGAUAUCAGGAUGUUAACGGAACCCAUAUUAUUCU
This is a messenger RNA of Tripterygium wilfordii, 1750 nucleotides long. RefSeq lists its product as uncharacterized. The coding region runs from base 8 to 1327 and encodes 439 amino acids. The transcript is spliced from 5 exons. NCBI's taxonomy places the organism in Eukaryota, Viridiplantae, Streptophyta, Magnoliopsida, Celastrales, Celastraceae. The record is from RefSeq and is a predicted model, not a curated record.